AUGGACCAGUCUCAUACACGGGCCAUCGAGGCUCUCCAGCCCUUCAUCCAUUUGGCACAAUCAAAUAGCGCCAGUUCGCCAAGGUUCAUCGCCAAUCUGAUCACAAAUGUCACUUCCAGCCCGCAAACCUAUGUCUUCGGGGAGUUACUCGGCGAGCCCGCCGUCCAGGCACUACGGUCACCGGAACAUUCACAGGAGUUUGGAGCCUACCUGACGCUACUAGAGGUGUUUGCGUGGGGCACCUAUUCGGAAUACCAAGGUAAGAUCUUACCCCGAGACAGGAAUUCGGCAAGUCAUUCACGAAAAAUGCCUGAUCAACCCGACCGAAGACCGAAACCCGAAACUAAUCGGCAAUACACUGCAGCGACUCCAGGCCUUCCCAAAUUGAACCCCGAGCAAACCCUGAAACUCCGUCUUCUCUCUCUUCUAACGCUAUGCACGAAAAUCAAACCCCUCACCUACUCCGCACUGAUGGAGGCCCUCGCCAUCCCCACAAAAGCCGAGCUCGAAUCACUGGUGACAACCGCCAUCUACGCAUCCAUGAUCACAGCCCGUCUCUCGCCCGCCUCCAAUCCACCCUCCGUGAGCAUCACAGCCGUCGCUCCACUACGCGACGUGUGCCCCACGUCUAUCCCAUUGAUGGUCAAAGAUCUGAGAGAUUGGAGCUCACGGUGUGACGGGGUGGUCGCGGAUCUUGAAGCGGAGAUCGCACUCAUCAAGAGCAAUGCUGUCAAGCGGGCUGCAAAGAGCAAGACCAAGCAAGACGCUAUCGAGGAGGCCUUGAAGAAGCGACAAGAUGGUGGCCCGUGGGGGAGGAACAGGCGGGGCGGUGCUCGUCUUGGAGCUGGGGCUGGGGGGAGUAAAAGAGAUGCCGGUAAUAUUGAGGAAGAUGAUGGCUUCUUUGACACGACUGGUGGUGGUGGCUCCCGCAUGGAUAUCGAUGAGGAUUAUGGCCCUCGUGGGGCCAAUCGGCAGCCCAAACGUGUUUUAGGGCGCAAGUCCUGA
Penicillium olsonii is the source of this 1005-nucleotide messenger RNA. The record is from the annotation of a GenBank genome assembly. NCBI's taxonomy places the organism in Eukaryota, Fungi, Ascomycota, Eurotiomycetes, Eurotiales, Aspergillaceae.